Cannabis sativa is the source of this 1391-nucleotide messenger RNA. Its product is annotated as zinc finger protein GIS2. Gene Ontology annotation, molecular function: zinc ion binding; nucleic acid binding. The record is from RefSeq and is a predicted model, not a curated record. NCBI's taxonomy places the organism in Eukaryota, Viridiplantae, Streptophyta, Magnoliopsida, Rosales, Cannabaceae. The transcript has 4 exons. The coding region runs from base 381 to 1172 and encodes 263 amino acids.
CAAAAAUAUUAAUUAUUUUUUUAGAAGAAAAUAAAAAUUAUAUUUUGAAACUCUCUAAUCUCUAUAAUCCUAGUCUCCCGUAUUCUCUCUCCAUCUGCUCCAUUCCUUCUGUGGCACUUCCUCAUUUCCUCAUCUCACUCGUACAAUACGAGAUUUUUUCUAGGGCAGGGCCUUCUAUUCCAGGUGUUUCCUGUUGGGAAGGGAAAGUAAGGGGUUUGGUUUACUCAUGGAUGUGAUCUUGGGUGUGCUGUUGUAAUGUGGAUGUAGUUGUAAUUUGGGCAGGGAGGAGACUGCUGCAGUGCGGUGUUGGUGUUGGUGGUGGUGGUGGUGGUGUUUUUGCAUAUCAGUGGUGGUAGGUAUUGAUAAGGGUAAAUUUGACCAUGAGUUCAGACAGCAGAAGCCGAAGCAGGAGCAGGAGCAGGAGCCCUAUGGAUCGUAAAAUCCGUUCUGAUCGCUUUUCAUAUCGUAAUUCCCCUUACAGAAGAGAUUCACGUCGGGGUUUCAGCCGAGACAAUCUGUGCAAGAACUGCAAGCGACCAGGCCAUUUUGCCAGGGAAUGCCCAAAUGUUGCUGUUUGUCACAACUGUGAUCUUCCUGGGCACAUUGCCACAGAAUGCACCACAAAGUCACUGUGUUGGAACUGCCGAGAACCCGGCCACAUGGCUAACAACUGCCCCAAUGAGGGUAUUUGCCACACCUGUGGGAAGGCAGGACAUCGUGCUAGAGAGUGUACAGCUCCAGCUCUGCCCCCUGGUGACUUAAGGCUGUGUAACAAUUGCUAUAAGCAGGGUCACAUUGCAGUUGACUGUACAAACGAUAAGGCAUGUAACAAUUGUAGGAAGACCGGUCACCUGGCACGUGAUUGUCCAAAUGAUCCCAUCUGCAAUUUGUGCAAUGUAUCUGGGCACGUCGCCAGACAGUGCCCCAAAGCCAACAUUCUCGGAGAGCGUGGAGGAGGAGGAGGUGGUGGUGGUGGUGGUGGUGGAGGUGGUGGUGGUCGUAGCAGUGGCUACAGAGAUAUUGUGUGCAGGAACUGCCAACAACUGGGUCAUAUGAGCAGGGACUGCAUGGGGCCCUUGACGAUUUGCCACAAUUGCGGGGGACGGGGUCACCUCGCAUACGAGUGCCCAUCGGGCAGGUUUAUGGAUCAUCGGUACUCAAGGAGGUACUGAUGAAAUGUCUCAUUGUGUGGUGCAGGAGAAUUUGUUGAAUAUUCAUUUUCUAGAUCAAUCAAGUUGACAAAACAUAAGGAACCAUACUUUGGACCUGUUUUUGGCGUGAAUUGGCCCGUAUGUUUAUUUGGAAUAGGAUAUUAGAAUUUGUUAUUUGCUGUGUUUAUGCUUGGAUUGAAAUCUUAGUUACCCCAAAUAAAGAACUGUGUUAGUUAGUUA